This is a messenger RNA of Epithele typhae, 1104 nucleotides long. RefSeq names its product DHS-like NAD/FAD-binding domain-containing protein. Bases 1 to 1104 code for a protein of 367 amino acids. NCBI's taxonomy places the organism in Eukaryota, Fungi, Basidiomycota, Agaricomycetes, Polyporales, Epitheliaceae. The transcript is spliced from 8 exons. Gene Ontology annotation, molecular function: NAD+ binding. The record is from RefSeq and is a predicted model, not a curated record.
AUGCGUGUCUCUGUCCCUUCCCUCCCCGACGCCCUCCUGCGCCCCGCUGCUGACGCGGUAGCCAAUACCAGCAUCACCGCCGCGGAGGCAACGACGCGCAUCGCGGACUUCCUCACCCGCGGCAAGGGCAGCACCGCAGUCAUCACCGGGGCGGGCGUGAGCGUCGACUCGGGCAUCCGCGCAUACAGGGGAAAGGGCGGCCGGUAUCUAAACCCGAACUACAAGUGCGUGGCCAUCUAUCAUGAGUUAAUGGAAGACACGGCCAGAGGGGUAGCGUUCAGGUGCGCAUGGCUCCGGUCGUUCUUGGGAUACCCGCCAGUACGAGAUGCCCAGCCGAACCCCACGCAUUAUGCACUCGCCGCGCUGCAGCAUGGACACGUCACCUCCGACCUCAUCACACAGAACGUAGACGGCCUGCACGCGAAAGCUGUAGAACGAUUUUGGCCGAAGUCUCGCAUUGAGGAGCAGAUCCUAGAGCUUCACGGCACUCUGCAUAGCGUACGAUGUUCCCAUGGACAUGUAAUCUCUCGGGAGGCGUUCCAGGAAAAAUUAGGGAUGGCGAACCCGGGUUGGAAAGAGUACCUGAAGAACUUGGAGCAGACUGGGGACCAGCCCCGAACGAAUCCAGACGGAGAUGUGGUGCUUCCCGAAGGCACGCGGUACGACGAGUUCGUUGUUCCCGAAUGCCCUAAAUGCCUCCGGGACAAACAGCACAACACCAUGCUCAAGCCUGAGGUCGUCUUCUUUGGAGAGUCUAUCUCGCAGGGCGUCAAGGAGCGAUCGUUUGAGGUCAUCAGUGACAGCAAGCAGCUCCUCGUCGUCGGUACCACUCUCGCCACAUUUUCCGCAUUCAGGUUGGUCAAGCAAGCCGUCGAGCAGCGCAAACCGGUGCUGCUUCUGAACGAGGGAGCUUCGCGCGCGGACAACCUUCUAGGAAUUGAGCACGUUCGCAUCUUAACCAGCGCAGUCAUGCGUGAUGUCGUGCGCAAGGUACUAGGAGUGACCGCGGAGUCAGACAUCUUCCCGGAGCUGCUCAACAGCGGCAUCGUCAAACUACCACCAGAGGAUCCCGACGAUGGGUUGCCGACCCCACCUCGAUUAUGA